Penicillium canescens is the source of this 3594-nucleotide messenger RNA. RefSeq lists its product as uncharacterized. The record is from RefSeq and is a predicted model, not a curated record. Gene Ontology annotation, cellular component: plasma membrane of growing cell tip. Gene Ontology annotation, biological process: positive regulation of establishment of bipolar cell polarity regulating cell shape. NCBI's taxonomy places the organism in Eukaryota, Fungi, Ascomycota, Eurotiomycetes, Eurotiales, Aspergillaceae. Gene Ontology annotation, molecular function: protein binding. Bases 1 to 3594 code for a protein of 1197 amino acids. The transcript has a single exon.
AUGAGGUUCUCUUCAUUGUUUGGGCCGGCGACUGGCUUGCUUUUUGCGGGCUUACCAACCCUCUUCGCCCUGUCAUUCGAGUCGGUAUCUGUUCCAGAACUAGACCUAACCUCGCUGGGACGGGUGUCAAUCACCGGUGAUUUCGACGGCGUCUCGCUCUACCAGUACAAGGAACAGUCCGAAUCAAUCCCUCGAAAUGGCUCGCAAUCCCUUCUGACUCCGUUACCGAACGGCAUCCUCACAAACCUCGAAUCAUCCGAUGCGCAUAUCUUGGCCAUGUGCCCCUUUACACAAAAAGAUGGAACUUUUGCGGGUAUUUUCGUCGGUGGUAACUUCACCAGCUUGGGCGGAGUUGAGUCGCCCGGUGCUGCGCUUUUCAAUCCCAAUACCAGCAAGAUCACUGCGCUGCCAGGCCUUUCGGGCUCGGUACAGGCCGUGACUUGUGAUCAGAGCACCAAUCGCGUUUACGUCGGAGGAAACUUUACAUACGAAAAUACAACAAACGCUGUUGCUUGGGCACCUGGCGACGGCUGGAAGGAUCUAUCGUUCAAUGGUCUGAAUGGGCCAGUCAGGUCGAUCUUGAAGGCGGAUAACGGUCACAUCAUCUUCGGAGGAUCGUUUGAUUCCCUCGGCAACAGUACCAGCUCAUCAAACGAACGGCAAAUUCUCAACCUGCAAAAUGCGACCAUCACCUCCGACACAGAUUCAUCCUUGAGUGGCUACUCCGAUCCCCGCAAUAUCAUCUGUUCGACAAGUGGAAAGGCUGCCAAGGGCAGCACCUAUCUGCUUCACGACUAUGCACCUGGAUUCUGGAGAGCAGACCUUGGAUUUGACUUUUUCCCAACCAAAAUUCGCCUAUACAACACUCAUCUGGAUGGACGUGGUACUAAGGACUUCUUGCUCCGAGCGCUCCCCGACAAUGGUAUCAUGAACCUGACUUACACCGACGAGUCAGGCAACAAGGCCAGUUGUGACUCUUCCUGCCCGCUUUCCAGCAGCACUACCGAGAAGUACCGUGAAUUCACCAUGGUGAACCCUGUUGGUAUGCGGGGCCUCCAGAUCGAAAUCUUGGAUUGGUAUGGACAGGGAGCCGGUCUGAACGGCAUUGAAGUCUUCCAGGAUCAGAUCCUGACAUAUGCCGUUGACCAAUACAACGAACCGACCUGCGCAGGCAUCGAAUACCCAGCCAAGUCGACACGUACAGGUUCAUGGAAUGUCGAAUCUGGGUAUGUGUCCGCGAAGGUAACCGACUCUGAUGCCUCCUCCACUACUGUCACAUUCCAGCCUGAUAUCAAAAAAUCCGGCAACUACACCAUUAAGGUCUACACGCCCGGUUGUACCCAGGACGACAGCUGCAGCUCCAGAGGAAUUGUCAAUGUUACGGCCACUCUUUCAAGCGGCUCUGAUUCCGACCAACCUGGUCCUGCCUACUUCUAUCAGACCAACAACGACGACAAGUAUGACACAUUCUACACUGGUUACGUCGACGCAAGCAGCGACUCUUUCCGACCAGAAGUCACCAUCAAGGCCAAGGAUGGUCAAGGAGAUAUCACCAUUGUGGCAUCGCGCGUCCGCUUCGAGUUAUUGUCAAGCACCGGUGGUCUCAAUGGGCUGUACGACUAUGACCCGACCUCCAAGACAGAUACCACCGAUCUCACGAAGUCAGACAUCAACAAGGCGGGUACCUCCCUUGAUCAUGAUGCCUUGGUAUCAUGUAUUGAGGAGUAUGACGGUGUGACCUACAUUGCCGGCAAUUUCUCUGACAGCAACAUCCACCACAUUGCGUCCAUUACAGAUGGAAAUGUCACAGCAAUGUCUGGCUCUGGCUUGAACUCCCCAGUGCUGGCAAUGGCUACUCUUGAUAAGACUCUGUAUGUCGGAGGCCGCUUCACUGAUACCUCGGAUGGGGGAGAAGACGGCCUCGAGCACGUAGCAUCUUACUCUUUCUCCUCCAAGAAGUGGUCCGCCCUGGGUGCCGGUUUGAACGGUCCUGUUACCUCAAUUUGGCCCGUUGAACUGAACGCAUCAAGUUCGAUCAAUGAGACUAUUGUCGCUGUGAGCGGUGACUUUGACCAAAUCAUUGCUUCAAAUGGAAACCCCGCGGUCUUCGUGGCUGGUUUCGCCAUCUGGGUCCCCUCCAAAAAGGACUGGCUCCAGAACCUCAAUGUCACCCAGAUGCAGUUCGGUGGUCAAUUGUCGGCCUUUGCUUCGCACAACGACACGCUCAUUCUGGCUGGCAGCCUCUCUACCGACGGUACCACUGCUGGUAGUGCAGUGUCGCUCCUGGAGUCCGAUGGCGCCCAACUCAUCCCUCUUUCAAUGAAGAUUGACCAUCGAAUCUCGAGUACCGGUCUAUACUUCGGUGCAUAUGAUACCGGUGAUGACCGCAACCUCACCAUCUACGGUGGACAUUUCAGCGCUACUGGUAGCAAUGGAUCGACCAUUCAGAACGUUGCCAUCCUGAACGGUACCGAUGAGACCAUCUCAGGCCUACCGUCAGGUAUCGACAGUAACUCAACGAUCGCUUCCAUGCUCGUGUACAACAACACCCUCUAUGCAGGCGGAAACUUGACCGGCAAAAUUGGCGACGAGACCUUGAGUGGAUUUGUGAUCUAUGACCUCAGCGAUAACAAAUUUGCAUCGAGACAAUCCUCCGUGGAAGGCUCGAAUGUUACGGUCAACUCCAUCGUCAACCGACCCAGCUCAUCUGAAGUCUGGAUUGGAGGCAAAUUCGAACAGGUCGGGACAUUCCCUUGCCCCUCUGUCUGUUACUUCGAUUCGACCAGCGGCGAAUGGGGCCGACCGGGUGUGUCUCUCGAUGGCACCGUGACGGAACUCCAAUGGGCAAGCAAAACCAAGCUCAUGGCCGUGGGUGACCUCCUGGUGGAAGGCAACAAAACCUCAAUUGCUACUUACGACACCAAGGCCCAAGCAUGGACCUCUUUAACUGGUGCAUCUCAGUCCGACCUCCCUGGAAACAUCACUGCGUUCACCCCCGCCAGUGAAGACCUCUCGAAGUUCUGGGUCGGAGGUACUGCCAGCAACGGUUCAGCCUUCUUCUUGAGCUAUGAUGGUUCUAAAUUCCACUCUCCUGGUGAUCUUUUCUCCCAGGGCUCGGUCAUCCGUGGUCUGGAGUUGCUCCCUGUCACCAAGGAUCAUUCAGAGGCCUCUUUAUUGAACAACUACCAGACGCUGCUGAUUAUGGGCUCCCUUGUGAUCCCAGACUUUGGAAAUGCAUCCGCAGCACUCUACAAUGGAACCGCUAUCACGCCCUUCAUCCUUUCCUCGAAGUCUGAUGGGCAGUCUGGUAGCAUGUCAAGGUUCAUCUCCGAGAAUAAGAACACCUACGCCAGUAACACGAAGCACCACUCCAAUGGUAUCGCCGUCCUGGUGGCCUUCUGCUGCGCCCUUGGCUGCGUCUUCCUCAUCGUCCUGGCCGGUGUCAUCCUGAACAAGGUGCAGCGCCGCCGUCAGGGCUACGCAGCUGCUCCUCAAACCUUUGGUACCGACCGACCAUCCGAUAUGCAGCGUCUUCCCCCAGAGUAUCUCUUCAACUCGCUGCGACAGCCCAACCCCAGCGCCCCAGUCCUUUAA